This is a messenger RNA of Solanum stenotomum, 756 nucleotides long. Its product is annotated as psbP domain-containing protein 3, chloroplastic-like. Gene Ontology annotation, cellular component: photosystem II oxygen evolving complex; extrinsic component of membrane; photosystem II. The transcript is spliced from 9 exons. Lineage: Eukaryota; Viridiplantae; Streptophyta; Magnoliopsida; Solanales; Solanaceae. The coding region runs from base 1 to 756 and encodes 251 amino acids. The record is from RefSeq and is a predicted model, not a curated record. Gene Ontology annotation, biological process: photosynthesis. Gene Ontology annotation, molecular function: calcium ion binding.
AUGGCGAAACUGGAAGGAAGAAGAAGAAGAGUAGAAGGUUCGGCAAAUUUUAGUAAUUUUGAAAUUUUGCUGCGCAAAGGACACAUGAAUAUGAAGACACUCAUGAAGGGUGACAACAAUGUUGGUCCAAAGUUGAUCAAUUCUAGCAGUGAACAAGUUAAAGGGGAAUGUGUAACCAAGAGAAGAGAGCUCCUAUUACAGGCAGGCUUUGUUGCACUUUCUCUGUCCACCUUUACAUCGAUUGCAUUGGCAGAGAACGAUGUCUUGGAGGAUUUUCGUGUUUAUUCAGAUGAUGUCAACAAGUUUAAGAUCACGAUACCUAGUGAUUGGCAAAUAGGCACGGGAGAAGGUGAUGGAGUAAGGUCACUCAUAGCUUUCUAUCCUCGAGAAGCUUCUAACUCAAAUGUCAGCAUUGUAAUCACAAGCCUUGGUGUUGAUUUCACCAAGUUGGAAUCUUUCGGAAAAGUUGAUGCUUUUGCCGAGAAUCUGGUCAGUGGAUUAGAUAGAAGCUGGCAAAGGCCUCUGGGAGUGAAAGCAAAACUCAUAGAUAGCAAAGCUUCUAAAGGGUUGUAUUACAUCGAGUACACUCUGCAAAAUCCCGGUGAAAGUCCCAGACAUCUAUUUUCAGUGCUUGAGAUAGCAGACAAUGGGAUUAACAACAGACUGUAUACUCUCACUGGACAGUUUGUAGACGAGGAGGAAGAGAAAUAUGGUGCCAAAAUACAGAAGGCUGUUUCGUCUUUCAGAUUAAUAUGA